Carcharodon carcharias (great white shark) is the source of this 1076-nucleotide messenger RNA. Its product is annotated as cytoplasmic phosphatidylinositol transfer protein 1-like. Gene Ontology annotation, biological process: phospholipid transport. The transcript has 10 exons. Gene Ontology annotation, cellular component: cytoplasm. The record is from RefSeq and is a predicted model, not a curated record. Gene Ontology annotation, molecular function: phosphatidylinositol binding; phosphatidylinositol transfer activity. The coding region runs from base 135 to 1076 and encodes 313 amino acids. NCBI's taxonomy places the organism in Eukaryota, Metazoa, Chordata, Chondrichthyes, Lamniformes, Lamnidae.
GGGUUAACACAUUAGGGCGGGUCAGACCAGGAAUUCUACACCCUCUGUUCAGUGUGCGGUAGCAAACACACAGGGGAAGAUAUCUCACCUGACUGCAGCUGUCCCAGAGGGAGAAGAGAGGGCUGGAGUGGACGAUGCUGGUUAAGGAAUAUCGGACAUGUAUGCCUCUCACCGUGGAGGAGUACAGGGUGGGUCAGCUCUACAUGAUCAACAGGCACAGCGACCAGGAGAGUGGGGGAGCUGAUGGUGUGGAAGUCAUUACAAACCAGCCCCACACAGACCCACAGCACGGGGUGGGACAGUUCACCCAGAAAAACAUCUACCUGAACAGCAAACUACCUCAAUGGGUCAAAGCGUUUGUUCCAAAUAUUUUCUACAUCAGAGAGAAGGCGUGGAAUUACUACCCCUACACAGUAACAGAAUACACAUGUUCGUUUCUGCCGAAACUCUCCAUCAGAAUUCAAACGAGGUUUGAAGACAAUAAUGGUUCAAACAAUAAUGUAUUUUAUGGAGAAGCCUCACCCACAGAGGAUGUCAGUUUUAUUGAUAUUCUCAGCGACAUUUAUCCUGAACGCUACUACAAAGAGUCGGAGGACCCCAGUCGUUUCCAGUCAGUGAGGACAGGACGUGGACCCCUGACUGCGGGCUGGAGAGAGACGUCAGUGCCGAUAAUGUGCUCCUACAAACUGGUGGCGGUGAAGUUCGAGGUGUACGGGCUCCAGACCAGAGUCGAGCAACUGGUGCAUAAGAAUAUCCGGGAUAUCCUCCUUGUGGGCCAUCGACAGGCCUUUGCCUGGAUUGACGAGUGGAUCGACAUGUCGGUGGAAACUGUGCGUGAGUAUGAGAGGGAGUUACAACAGCAGACAAACCAGAAAAUCUCCUCCGCAGGAUUAUCAGGUCAGAUUAUCUCUACCAAACCCGUGUUCUACCCUGGUGAAGCCUUUUUUGCCCGGAAGCAACAGAACACCGAGCUGUCGUGUUCCAGACUCCGCGUGAACCUCCUGCUCCCCUCCCGCUCUGGUCCUGCGCAGCGCUGGUGUGACAUCGCCGGGAUUGAGGAGUUAGCAAAGGGGUGA